Drosophila novamexicana is the source of this 1190-nucleotide messenger RNA. RefSeq names its product tRNA selenocysteine 1-associated protein 1 (gene Secp43). NCBI's taxonomy places the organism in Eukaryota, Metazoa, Arthropoda, Insecta, Diptera, Drosophilidae. The record is from RefSeq and is a predicted model, not a curated record. The transcript is spliced from 2 exons. Gene Ontology annotation, molecular function: RNA binding. The coding region runs from base 84 to 1151 and encodes 355 amino acids.
CAGCACUUGUUAUCGAUAAGCCAAAGGCCGUGCAACUCUGCUGUUUGGCAAAUUAUUCUAGAAUUUGUUUACGCGUGUAUUUCAUGUCAAUUUAUUUACAAAACAGCGACAAUAUGACAUCUGUACAUUGUCAACUAUGGAUGGGCAGCCUGGAAUCGUACAUGACGGAAAACUUCAUAAUUGCCGCAUUCCGCAAAAUGGGCGAAGAUCCCACAACGGUGCGUCUCAUGCGCAACAAAUACACUGGUGAGCCUGCUGGCUAUUGUUUCGUGAAUUUCAUAUCGGAUGAUCAUGCGCUGGAUGCCAUGCACAAGCUAAAUGGCAAACCCAUACCCGGCACAAAUCCCAUUGUCCGUUUUCGUCUGAACUCCGCCAGCAAUUCAUAUAAAUUGCCAGGUAAUGAGCGUGAAUUUAGCGUCUGGGUGGGCGAUCUCAGCUCAGACGUGGAUGACUAUUCGCUGUACAAGGUCUUCUCCAGCAAAUACACAUCGAUCAAAACGGCCAAGGUAAUACUGGACAGUCUGGGCUUCUCCAAGGGCUACGGCUUUGUGCGCUUUGGCAUCGAGGAUGAGCAAAAGUCGGCCUUAUACGACAUGAACGGCUAUGUUGGCCUGGGUACCAAACCCAUUAAGAUCUGUAAUGCAGUGCCCAAGCCAAAGGCUGAGCUGAGCGCCGCACUAGGAAAUGGUGGCAGUAGCUAUGGGUACGGCGGCCCCAGCACAACCUCAACGUCCUCGACUAGUGCUGGCGGCGCCGAUUACUCGCAAUAUUACGAUCCAACCAGCACCUAUUGGCAGGGCUAUAAUGCCUGGCAGGGCUAUUAUGAGCAGGGCGCUGCUCCUUCAAUUACGGAUGCUGCUGCCUACUAUCAGCAAGCCAUGUCCCAGUCACACUCGAAUCCGCAGACUCUCGCUCAGCAUGCGGAGGCUUGGAGCGCCCAGCGCAGCGCCCAAUAUGAGCAGCAGCAGCAACAACAGAGUGCACCGCUUAAUAGCGCUGCUGCAGCUGAGGAGGACUACGGUCUGGAGGAGCAUAAGUUUGUGCUGGACGUGGAGAAACUUAAUCGGGAGACAAUUGAUUCAGAUCGACAUCUCUAUGAUGCUUUAGAAAGCUCUAAAUGGCUGCCCAUAGAGCAAUUGGAGGUGUUUUAGGUUUUAGUUAUAAUAUUAAAUAUAAAAAAUUUUAAAUAU